This is a messenger RNA of Mercurialis annua (annual mercury), 1137 nucleotides long. RefSeq names its product chalcone isomerase-like protein 1. Gene Ontology annotation, molecular function: intramolecular lyase activity. The record is from RefSeq and is a predicted model, not a curated record. The transcript is spliced from 4 exons. The coding region runs from base 186 to 1010 and encodes 274 amino acids. Lineage: Eukaryota; Viridiplantae; Streptophyta; Magnoliopsida; Malpighiales; Euphorbiaceae.
UGCAUUUGUUGCACAAAUGUUAAUUCUUGAAUGCUCAUACCAAUGUGAUAAAAUCGCCUCUAAAUGCCAAUUAAUUGCUCUCUCUAGUCUCUACCCUUCUUUUUUCUAUAUAAACACUUAUUCAUUUCCUUCAACAAAUAUCCAAACCAACACAAAACAAUUGUACGUAUAUCUAGUUGAAGAAAAUGGCAACUCUUUCGCCUGAGGCUGUCGUCGCCAAGGAUCAGACAUCCGUCGAGGAGAAGGCGAAUGGCAAUGGCGUAGAACACAAGGUUUCUAAUGGGAUGAAUGGUGAAAAUGGAGCUAAUGGGGUGGCUCGUGACGACGAGCCGGCUAAGGAGAAUGGUGAAAAUGAGGAGAUGAUGAAGAUGGUUGGAAAAGAAGAAGAUGUGCAAAAGAAAGAAGAAGAAGUAGGAGUUGAGGUUGAAGCUAAGAGUGGAGUUGCUUUUCCGGUUAAGUUGGCUGAUGGGAAGCACCUUAUAAGUGUUGGCUUGAGGAAGAAAUCUAUGCUUGGCAUGGGAAUCAAGAUUUAUGCCUUUGGGAUGUACACAGACAAUGAGAAGCUGAAAGCAGUGAUGAAGUCAAAGAUAGGGAAAGCUCCAGCAAAGGCAACAAAGGAAAUGUAUGAGGCAGUGAUUGACAGUGAUUUGGAGAUGAUGGUGCGCUUGGUCAUUGUCUUUUCUAACCUCACCAUGAACAUGGUCAAGAGGAACUUUGAUGAAGGUUUAGGAGCUGCCAUUAAAAAACUUAAUGGUGGAAAGAAGAAUGAUGACCUUUCUAACAAGGUGAUGGGUGAAGCGUCGGAUAACAUAAAGCUAACAAGUGGAUCGGUGAUUGAGAUUUCCCACCUUCCUGGCUAUGUGCUCGAAACCAAAGUGAAGGGAGAAGUGGUUAGCAAAGUUGAGAGUGAGCUUCUGUGCAGGGCAUACUUGCAUAUGUAUCUUGGGGACGAUCCUUUCGACAAAGAUGCUAAAGAAAAAUUCGGAAUGUCUUUGCUUUCUCUUUUUUAGUUCACCACAUUUCAAUAAUGUCUAGGUUCAGUUCCUAGCAAAUUGCUCAAUAAUGGUGAGAUUGUUGUCAAUCCCCAUUUUAUGUUGCCCCAUGUUAUUCGCACAAUAUAUCGAAUUUGUUUUGUUC